Condylostylus longicornis is the source of this 2951-nucleotide messenger RNA. RefSeq names its product probable cyclin-dependent serine/threonine-protein kinase DDB_G0292550. The record is from RefSeq and is a predicted model, not a curated record. The transcript has 8 exons. Bases 1139 to 2194 code for a protein of 351 amino acids. NCBI's taxonomy places the organism in Eukaryota, Metazoa, Arthropoda, Insecta, Diptera, Dolichopodidae.
CGUCAGGACCAUUUAGUCAUCUGACAUUUCUCAAAGGUUUCGGAUCGAAAAGAAAUUCAUUCGCUGUUAUUUUUUUUCCUUUUUUGAAACUGUUUGAAAAACAUCAUUCAUUUGUUUUUUGUUUCAGUCCAUUCUUUUAUAAAAAAAAAUAUUUUUGAAUUAAAUGGAAUAUUUUCUUUUUUGUGUAGUUUAAAUUUAAAAAAUUAUAAACAAAAUUUUAAUUUAAAAAUUUUUCUUUAAUAACAAGCAUUUUUUGUGUACAAAGAGUGUAAUUUGCUGGGUUAAAACAAGAGAUGAGCUUUUAAAACUCAAAGGAAUAAAAAGAUUUUAAAUUUUAAUUAACAUUUCUAAUUGUUGUUUAUGCUUGCUUAUUGUGCUAAAAUUUUAUGUUAGAAAUAUUUAAAUUUGAAUUAAUUUGAAAUGAAUACAAGUGAGUUAAAAUAGAAGUACGAUUAAAAGUUCGUCUUUUUAUAAGUUGAUGUGAAAUUUUAAGUUCUGCUAAGCUCUUAUUGUACACACUGUUUUGUGUAGUCAAAUGUAUGCAGAUAACAAAAGUUAAUUGUAGCUGAAGUAAAAAUCAUGUACAAUUAUAAAAAGUAAUAAAUUAUCAAUAAGGCAUAAAUAAAGAAAAAAUAUAAAAUAUGUAUGUACAUAUAUAUGUAUAUGAAAUGAAUUAAUAAUUAUUUAUUGUGUAUAAAAAGAAAAAAAUUAAUAAAGGAUAAGUUAAAAUCGUCGCACACACAUGAACAUGAAAAAGAAAACCAAUUUGAAGAACAAGAGCAAGAGAUGAUAACAAAGUGAAGUGAACGAAGGAUAAAACAAAAUUUUUCAUUUUAUUCUGUUGACAAUUUACUUACAUGUGUACAUGAAUAUUCAAUAAAAUAUUACAAUAAAAAUAAUACCCAAUGUAAAAUAAUUAUUUAUUGUAUGUGUUGUGUGUAUAUACAUAAAAUACGGGAUUUCAGUUGAAUUAUUCUCAAAAAAGGAUUUUGUUUAUUUUACAUAUAUAUAUAUAUAUGUACAUACAUGCUGAUUGAAAACCGAUAAAAUAUUUAUCGAAAAUAAAUUCAACAAAAUAAAUAAAAGGCUUAAAAUUGUCAACAUAACAAUUGGAAAGUGGAACAAGAGAAGCAAUUAAAUGGAUGAUCUACCGUUUCAUUGUAACAAAAGUACAAUUUAUGUAUUAAAUACAAACUACAAUUAUGGAGAUCUCGGCGGAUUGAAUACAGAUUUUACUUCUCGUCCUAUUUAUUCUUAUGAAUCAUCUAACCAUCUGGUCUCUAAUAAAAUAGGGAAUGCUGAAAACCAUUCAACAUCAAGUGGUAGUAGUUGUGGUGUAGCUGCUUUAGCGAAUUUUUUCCCAUGUAGUAAUGCAUUUGGAUAUUUACAACAUCAGGAUCAUCAAAAAAAUAAAUUUUUUAAUUUUCAACACGGUCAUCAAAUUCAGCAUCAACAUCAACCACAAUUAAACAAUCACAGCCAAAAGUCAUUAAUAACUCGACAAAACAAGGACCAACAAAAAAAUUUAUAUAUUUCACCAGCAACGGCAACAUUACUGGCACAAAAUAAAAAGUUUCCAACAAUUAAACCGACGAUAAUAGCAAAAAAAACGAAAUUUUGGAAAUUUUUAGAAGAAGAAAAAUGGAAAAAAAAUUCGGUUGAAAGUUUUCCAAAAGAGCGAAUCAGUUCUAGUAGCGGUAAUAGCGAAAAAGGAUCAGAAUUGGCUAAAGGUCAUCUAAAUUUACAUAUUAGAAAUGAUACAUCGUCAACAUCGGAUUCUGAAACAAUAACAACACCAACGACAACUUCAUCCUUGUUAAAUUGUGAUAAUAAUAACAAUUACAAUGCUAACGAAAGCAAACACAGUUGUUGUAAUAUUAGUAAUAAUGGUAAACAAAAUACAGGAACUUCAAGCAACAUAACAACAUCAAAUAGUAACAGUACUUUAGAAUUAUAUCGAGAAGCUGUUCAACUAUUAGGUCUUUCAUGUACAUUAUGUGAUAAUUGCCGUUGCAUAGACUGCCAGAGUCGAUACUUUGAAUGCGAUGAUGAUUUCGAUUGUGAUGAUUCAUUAGAAGAUUGCCUCGAUACGUUUGGUCAUUUUGAUGGUGGAUCAUUUAAUAUUGAACCUGAACAAACUUUUGACAUCAGAGAAAUUUAUAAUGCUGUACAAGUAAAUCGAAAUCAAAGCUAGUUUUUUAAAACAACAAGUUAAUAUUUAAAAAAAAACGGUGGAAAUCUAGUGAAUAAGUGCAAAUCCAUCAUUUAAAAUCAUCGUAGUUUCUCAUAAUAAUAGUUGUCAGAUAAGGAAUAAAAAAAAUCAUACUUUUUCGGAGGUAAGUAUUAAAAACAUUCUUUAGAUAUGGUGUCGAUUUUUAAGAUAGAAAGUAAUAGUUUUUAAUACUAAUAAAACCCAACAACGGCAUAAAAGCUUUGCUUAUCAUAAAUAUAAUUGCGUGACUAACGAUAGUUUAAAAAGAAAUAUUUUAAAUCUGAAAAGAAUUCGUGUUUUGUUUUGCGUCCGUAUUGAUUAAUGAUUAUGUUAUUUGUUAAAAAAUAUACAUAUGUAUAUAUAAGUAUAUGUAUGCAUAAACUUAAUAAUUAUGUAAGAAUGCAAACUGUUAAUUUGAUAAGACGCACCUAGAUUUCAAAAUCUUUAUUUACAAUACAAUAUUUCAAGUUUGCUAGUUAUCCCUAAGCGAGACACUAGAUUUUCAAGCUCAAUGUCCUCUCUUUGGCAAUAAAAAUGUUUGUUAGGUAUUGAAUCGUACAAGAAUACAAAAAGAAGUACAUAAUCCUUUGGAAAAAUCGUGUUUUAUUUUGCAUACAAUUUGUCUCUAUUUCGUAUAUAAUAAUUUUAAAAUAUUUCUAUAGUACUUUUACAUAAAUCAAAAAUAUACAAAUUACGAGAACACAUUAAAAAUUAUAAUUGUAAAAUUUCACAGCACUUU